AUGGCGCCUCGCAUAUCUCCUGACCCCGACUUGAGUCUCUGCGUCACCGGUGGGCAAGAUGGGACUCCCAGCAUUGACCCAGACGUGCCGCAAUCGGACGACACACUACCACGUCUUAAGAAUCUCAUCGAGACUCGCAAGAAAGAACAGCCGAAGGACAAUAGCAAUGCUGAAGCCAUCGAGGUCUUACCUGGUGGCAAUUGCGCCCGUGAAGAAGAGGGCUUCCGCCUGCUCGCAUCGUCGAAGGAGCAAGCUCCCAACGCGGCCGGCCUUGAUAAUGCAAAACGCCCAACGCCGUACACCAACGGCCUGUACCAUGUCUCCCCAACAGCGUCACCGACAACCCCGCCUGCAUCUCACACACCUCAUGAGAGCUAUCUGUCGCACGACUUUGAGUGCACCUCGUACCCGAUCGAUCCUGCCCUCACGGCCUGCCCUCAAGGCGAAACCUGUACAUCGAGCGAGGUAUCUGGCGCGUGCGGCCCGAAGCAGAAUGCCAGCUCUUGGGAGGCUUUCCGCGGUGGCUUGUAUGGUUGUGAGCUGGAUGGCGCAACCAAUGUCCCCUCAUUGGCGACGGCAGGUGGAGACGAACGUUGCCAAAUCGGCAUUGAGACGAGCGGGCAGCUUUCACCGGGAGAUCAAUGGUCUAGCAAUGGACUUCCAUACUUCAGGACCUCUGACCGUCGACACGGAAGUACGAUACGCAGCGACGAUGCAUCCUCCUGCGUUUUAGCCGAGGAGCACGCAGACGCCGUGCAACCGCCACGCAAGCGCCGCAGAGCGGAAUCGCUCGCUGGUAAUUUGCCCUCUCCGCCAGCAUCAACCUCUACAGAAAAUGAUGCAGAUGAUGUCUCCAAGGUUGCAGAGUUCGAGGAGUGGGCAUUGGAGAAUGUCCUACUCAAACGCAUCAUGGUGGACGGCGUGGCGACCUUUCAAUUGCAGUUUGACUGGAACCUGUGCACCACGCAUUGUGGCCUCAAGGCAAAAAACCCCAAGCAGGCCCAGCGCGGCGCUAAUCGGUCUGCUCCGCAGAGGAGGAAUAGCACUAUACAGGGCAUAUUCACAUCGGACGAAGACGAUUCGAUCAUCCGCUUAAAGGAAGAGCUUCAGCUUCCGUGGACGGAGAUCCAUCGACGGCACACAGAGCAGUAUCCAGGGCGGUCCAAAGGUUCGCUUCAGGUGCGGUAUUGUACAAAACUGAGGUGUCGGAAGGGCAUUGAAUGA
Messenger RNA from Purpureocillium takamizusanense, 1224 nucleotides. RefSeq lists its product as uncharacterized. The transcript has 2 exons. The coding region runs from base 1 to 1224 and encodes 407 amino acids. Lineage: Eukaryota; Fungi; Ascomycota; Sordariomycetes; Hypocreales; Ophiocordycipitaceae. The record is from RefSeq and is a predicted model, not a curated record.